Thecamonas trahens ATCC 50062 is the source of this 1351-nucleotide messenger RNA. RefSeq names its product leucine-rich repeat protein. The transcript has 2 exons. The record is from RefSeq and is a predicted model, not a curated record. The coding region runs from base 1 to 1272 and encodes 423 amino acids. NCBI's taxonomy places the organism in Eukaryota, Apusomonadida, Apusomonadidae. Gene Ontology annotation, molecular function: protein binding.
AUGGGCAGCAGCACGAGCAAGGAGGCCAAGGCCAGUGAGCGGGCGGUGAAGGCGGCGGUCAAGGCCGGGAAGGAGACGGGAAAGCUCCAUUGUCAGGGGCUCGGGCUCGAGGUGCUGAGCGAGAAGAGUCUCAUCAAGGCCGAUAACGCGCUGACCGCGCUGCCGGACUCGCUGGCUCUGAUGGCUGACCUGCAGCUGCUGUAUUUGGCCAACAACGCGCUUGUUGAGCUCUCGGAUGACGUCGCGGAGGCUCUGAUUGCGAUGCAGGAGCUCAACGUGUCGGGCAACCCAGAGCUGGCGGCGUUGCCUGCGGCCUGGUCGGGCUACACCGACUUGCGCCAGCUGUAUCUCAACGAUCUGCCGCUGCUGGCUGCAUUGCCUCCGGCGCCGGCAUGGCCGCGGCUUGUUGUCCUGCAUGUGUGCGGGACGGCGGUCACCGCCCUGCCGGCCGAGUUGCGCGAUUGCGUUGCGCUGGCCCACAUCGCCAUCAACGGCAACAAACAGCUCGCAGCCUUGCCCGACGAUCUAUUCGCGAGUUGGGCUGCGUGCGAAAAGCUCUUUCUGAUGGACAACGCGUUGGCAGCGGUUCCGGACUCGAUCGGCGCCAUGACCUCGCUCCAGAAGCUGUACCUCUCGGACAAUGCCAUCGCCGAGCUGCCGGAUGCCGUCGGCAACCUUGUCGCAUUGGAAGAGCUCUACAUCAACAACAAUGCACUCUCUGCGCUUCCAGCAAGCCUCGCGGAGCUGCCGAUGCUCAACAAGGUGUACGCCAACGGCAACGAGCUGACUCUGCUCCCUCAGCCGCCGCUCGGUUCAGCGCUUGAGAUCCUCUCGCUCAACGAUAACCGCAUCGCGAGCGUCGACGGCUACCCUUGGGCCGAAUCCCAUCCAGAGCUCAAGUUUCUUCAUCUCGCCCGCAACGCACUCACCCACCUGCCGCCUGUCUUUGCCGCCCUCGCCCAGCUGCGAGUGUGCGAGGUGGACGGCAACCCGGCGGUCGAGACCCAGCCCGAUCUGAUUGCCCGCAUCGCUGCUGGCCUCGUCCGCGGAUGGUCUUUUGGCGUCGAGAACCAAGACUCCCCGCACUCGGGCUCGGGCGAGAGCAGCGAGAGCGGUGACGAUGGUGAGAGCAGUGACGACGGUGAGAGUAUCGAGGGCGAUGAGCACAUCGAUGCUGAUGCUCCUCCGACCGCCGCCUCCACACACAACAAUGGCCAGAAGUCUUUCUCCUCCUCCUCCUCCUCCUCGUCAUCCUCGUCGUCGUCGUCUUAGCUCUCAGUCGACAGGAAGCAGCACACUCCUUGAUGACGGCGUGAGAGCUGCGAGUGUGGUGGUAAAGUGGUUACAGUAG